AUGAUAAAGUUAGUCUUAUGCUGUUUAUUACAACUACGUGAAUUCUUGCAAUAUGUGGGAGAGGGAUGCCCAAGCCGUGGGCUAUAUGUACAAGAGGAUAAUUAUGUAUCUCCUGAUAAUAUACCCUUUAAACUUAAAUUGAUUUCUCUCACUGACGUGGUGGAAAUGAAUGCUUUGGUAGAAAUAAAGUCUGAACUUUUACAAUACGAAAAUUCAUAUUUAGAACGGUAUCUCACCUUUGAACACUAUUACAUUGCGAAAGUCAAGGAUAAGGAAAAAUCCUAUGCUUUUGGCAGUAUUGAUAUUAAACCUAAGAAUACUCUUUUUGACGGAAUAAUAUACGUUGAUGGCAAGUUAAAUUUUAUAGAAGGAGGGCACACUUGGGAAUCGUUCAAUUCGAGAGGUCAAUUGGUUAAAAGUGCGCUCUCUCAAAAAUGGGGGAUGAGGAAAUGGGUAGAGAACAGGAAAUACUUGUAUUACACGGAAGACGAUGUAAUACCCUUGUCGCAUGUUAACGAUUAUAUAAAGGUACCAUUUACUAAGCCGAGUUUUAUUGAAGAAUGGAAACAUCAAGUGGAGGUGGCAAAUCAAUUGAAAUAUACUAAAGAAUGGUACAAUAAUAGAACUAACAUUAAAAAGGUGUGCAGAAUUAAUGUAUUCUUGGAUUCGCCAUGCAUGGAAAAGGUUUUCCAGUAUAAUAUCAAGAAAGCCAUACACGAAGUUAUAAUUCUAUACGGAUCCCUGGAUUUUCUUUACCGAAUCAUUGAUUUUGCCGGUAUUGGGAAACCUAACCAUUUUGGUUUUCAAAUAGCCAAGAUAACGGUAGUCAUGAUAAAGGAUGAUCGUAAACUUAGGAAACGUCAGACAAUCUCGGAAGACUAUAUAUAUAUAAAAUACAUAUCUUCAAUAAGUUUAGGAGAUAAUGCGUGUUUAGGCAUCAGCUCCACAUUUAGAAAUUUUGGCACAGUUAUGGGGAAGGCCUACCAGGGUACAGAAGAUUAUGGAAUAUUCAUGGACGAUAGUGCUAAAAAGCCUAAAAAUUUAAAUAUGGUAUUCGUAAAUUAUAGACACCCCGUUACGGAGGGAAUAUUGGCAAGAGGUUUCGUCCUCCAUAACUUAGCCCACGAGGUAGGCCACUCUUUUGGAGCCCUUCACGAAGGAGAACUCAAUUGUACUCCGAGCUCAAAUUUAUUGAUGCAAGAAACUGUAGGCAGAAUCACUGAAUUCAACAAAUACAAAUUUAGCCCAUGCAAUGUUGAUUUAAUGAAAAAGUUGAUCGAAACGCGAAUGAACAAUUUUAUGCACUGUAAACAUUUAUUGAGUGUUUAUUAUGAUAGCAUUGAUUAUUCGAGAAUUUAA
Molecule: messenger RNA, 1359 nt
Organism: Gordionus sp. m RMFG-2023
Lineage: Eukaryota; Metazoa; Nematomorpha; Gordioida; Chordodea; Parachordodidae
Product: disintegrin and metalloproteinase domain-containing protein 10-like
Exons: 1
Coding region: 1-1359 (452 amino acids)
Biological process (GO): membrane protein ectodomain proteolysis; Notch signaling pathway
Cellular component (GO): plasma membrane
Molecular function (GO): metalloendopeptidase activity
Source: RefSeq, a predicted model, not a curated record